Messenger RNA from Mercenaria mercenaria, 5169 nucleotides. RefSeq names its product mucin-3A-like. The record is from RefSeq and is a predicted model, not a curated record. Lineage: Eukaryota; Metazoa; Mollusca; Bivalvia; Venerida; Veneridae. The transcript is spliced from 4 exons. Bases 1 to 5169 code for a protein of 1722 amino acids.
AUGUUCUUCUCAUCGAGUAGUCAAAUACCAUACAACUUUACCACGGAAAGUCCGCAGUGGAAAAUGGAAGCAAAAGAAGUACCGAAACCUUCCAGUUGCCGUGGCUGCUGUGAAACACGUGCACAUGGACGAUUAGUCAUUCUGGCGCAGGUAAAUACAGAAGGAAACUGUCGACGAUUUUCAGGCUCUCGAGCUUCGUCAAUUACAACUCCAGCGUCGCCUUCAACCACAGAAAUUGUCUCCUCUUCUACAUCACCAGCAUAUAGCACAGAAAUCGAGGCAGUCACAACUCCGGAGACGAAAACAACGGAAAGAAGGAUGCCAGUUUUAUCAAGUAGCCAAAAGCCUCACAACACAACCACAGAUAAACCCUGCCUAAAGGAAACCGGUUCACGUGGAUAUUUGAUAAUUCAGGCUCAGGUAAUCGUAGAAGGAAAUUGUCGGCAAUCUUCAAGCUCCAGAGCUCCGUCUUCGAUUUUCGAUAGUUCGACUAUUCCAGAAUAUACAUCAUAUUCUAGUAAUGAGCCUUUCAUAUCGUCAACUUCACCGAGUUUUACAUUCGAGAGUAGCUUAUCUCCAUUUUCCUCUGACAAACCGAAAACUACAACAAUGCAGUUGUCUUCAACAAACGAAAUAAUAUCAACUUCUGAUCCACUUCAUAGUACUACAAAUAAAGCGUUUGUAUCCUCUACGACGCCUAUCAUCUCGAGUUCAGCUGAUACAUCUAUUGUAAUAACCUCUGGUGUUUCUCAACGUAGUACAGAACUUAGCACGUUGACAACUUCGUCCGAAAUUUCCACAUUUAGUACAGAAACUGAAUCAGUUAUGUCAACUACUGGCAGUUCUACUGAAAUAAGUUCAACAGAUUUUACAACAGUUGAAACUGUAACAACUUCCAAGCCUACAACAAACAGUUCAUUGAUCCCAGAGAGUACAGCAAAAACAACAUUCUCAACAAACUUUACAACGGACUUGUUUAAUUCUUCUUCAGUGAGUUCAAGAACGCAUUCAUUGACAGAUGAAUUAUCUACAACUUACAAUUUACUUUCGACAGACUUUCAACCGGUCUCGAGCACGCUGAUAAUUUCGCAUGCAAGAAUGACAACUCCAAGUUUCUCAUCUAUACGUUUCAGUUCUGAUGUUACAUUACCUACAAAAUUUACAACAGUAUCCAGCUUUCAGACGUCACCACUUUCUAGUAUAUUAACCAAGAGGUAUAAAAAGACAACAAUUGAGACUGAGACGCCGGAAUUAUCAUCGGAAAUCCCAAAUCCGAACUUAUUAACAACAACUGCUGCAACCCAAAGAUCAACCGGUGAAACAAGCAUUUAUGAAACUACGCAACAACAUUUUAGUCCAUCAGAAUCACUCACAAUUACGACUUAUAAUUCUGUUUCAGAUGUUACAGACAGAAAUUCUUCAAGAUCAACAACGUCUAUAUCUACUUUACAAUUAAGUGUAAAAUUUGAUACGACAGUUAUUUCAUCAAUAGUCACUUCUUCACAAAGUGUAAGUGAAACUUCAGUAGAUUCCACGGAAUCAUUGUCUUCUGUUUAUACUGCAAGAAGUUCGCUACAAUCUUUAUCGACAAGAUUAAAAAAGAUUUCUACAUCUUUCAGCACAGCAGUAACAGUUAAACCUAUUUUAACUUCACCAAAUGUGUAUGCCACCUCUGAUGAUUCAUCGACGUCUGAUUUGACAUCACCAGCGAGUGGGACAACAAAAUACCUAUCUUCCUCUGAAACUUCUAAGUCUCAAACAAGUGACGGACCAUUCCUAUCUAGCAAACUUUCCACCGUACUUCGGUUCCAGUCUAGCACGAAGCAACACACAACAACACAAAGUAAUGUUGAUUUUCUUUCUUCAUCAACAGAAACUGAUUCCACGGAAACUAGCUCAGUAAAAAAGUUACAUUCAACAAGCGCCUUCAGAUUUGCUACAUCGACAUCUUCUAUCAAAAUAACAACGAACAAAUUAAGCACAAGUGACUUUUCAAUUGUCACCACAUACCAGCAUGCGUCAACAGGAAUACAGAAUACAGGAACUAAAGUAAUAUCUACUCAAUCGAUGCAGCCUGUAUCCGAGACAACUUUAGCUAACACGCAGUUGCCGGAUAAGGGAACAACAGAUAUUUAUAUGUCAACAUACAAGACAACGGGAACCAUCAAAUCAACUCCUGAUUUAGCCUCACUAUCACCGAAAGUUUUGCCAAGUACUUCUGAUACUAAAACAACAGAACAUUUAAUCGAAACGUCAAACGCGGCCUCCUCAUCUCAAGAAAGUGGUUCAAGUACGUAUGCAUUCACUGCGUCUUCACAAUUACCUAAUUCUACACUAUCUGUAGGAAUGUCACAGUCUCCAAAAGCGGGUUCAACAAAUAUUAUUAUGUCAUCGACAUUACGGGAUAAAAUUACUGAGGUUUCUCUUUCAUCAACGCAGUUGCCAAAGGGAAGCAGCACAGAUUUUAUUUCGCCUUCUACAUUAUAUGAUAAGAAUACUGAAGUAUCGGCUUCAUCAACUCAGCUGCCCAAACAACUCACUACAAAUGUUCUUAUGUCAUCAACAAGUCAGGAUAAGAUCACUGAGGUCUAUAAUUUGUCAACAAAUGAGCCUGAAGCAGGCACCACAGAUUUUGUUUCGUCAACAACGAUGCAGGAUAAGCUAACUAAGGUCUCUACUUCAUCAACGCUAUUCCUAGAAACAGGUUCUACUGAUCUUGUUAAGUCAUCAACAUUGCAUGAUAAAAUUACAGCGGUCUCUUUUACAUCCACGCAGUUACCGGAAACAGGACGCACAGAUCUUGUUUUGUCAUCAACGAUACGGGAAAAAGUCACUGAUAUCUCUACUUCAAACACGCAGUUGCCGGAAAAAGAAACUACAGAAAUUUUCAUGUCACCAACAUUAGUUUCAUUACAGCCAAUACCCGAAACAUCAGGAACCAUUUUCUCCUCUGAUAUACCAGUAACACGUACCCCUACAUUUGCAAAAGGAUCUCCGGUAUCAAACGUCAUGGAAGUAUCUACACUUCCAAAAUCAAGUUCAAGUCCGUCAUUAACACGUUUGACAGUUAGCACUGAUAAUGUUUUCUCAGUAUCAUCUGAAGCUUCAGAUUCCAGCUCAGUCGGUUUUACAUUGUCACCAUUCUCGUCAAAAUUGACCGAUGUAAGCGUUGUUUCAUUGGCAUCUACAACAUAUUCAAGUUUCACUACCAUUGCCUCUAUAGUUCCAGAAGUGAUGCGAACAACAACUGAUUUAGCCUCACAAUCGCCGAAAAUAUUGUCAAGUACUACUGAUACUAAAACAACAGAAUAUUUAAUCCAAACUUCAAACGUGGCCUACUCAACUCAAGAAAGUGGUUCAAGUACGUAUGAAUUCACUGCAUCUUCGCAAUUAUUUAAUUCAAGCACACUAUCUGUAGGAAUGUCACAGUCUCCAAAAGCGGUUUCAACAAAUAUUAUUAUGUCAUCGACAUUACGGGAUAAAAUUACUGAGGUUUCUCUUUCAUCAACGCAGUUGCCAAAAGGAAGCAGCACAGAUUUUAUAUUGUCUUCUACAUUAUAUGACAAGAAUACUGAAGUAUCGUCUUCAUCAACUCAGCUGCCCAAACAACUCACUACAAAUGUUCUUAUGUCAUCAACAAGUCAUGAUAAGAUCACUGAGGUCUAUAAUUUGUCAACAAAUGAGCCUGAAGCAGGCACCACUGAUUUUGUUUCGUCAACAACGAUGCAGGAUAAGCUAACUAAGGUCUCUACUUCAUCAACGCAAUUGCUGGAAACAGGUUCUACUGAUCUUGUUAAGUCAUCAACAUUGCAUGAUAAAAUUACAGCGGUCUCUUUUACAUCCACGCAGUUACCGGAAACAGGACGCACAGAUCUUGUUUUGUCAUCAACGAUACGGGAAAAAGUCACUGAGAUCUCUACUACAAAUACGCAGUUGCCGGAAAAAGAAACUACAGAAAUUUCCAUGUCACCAACAUCAGUUUCACUACAGCCAAUAUCCGAAACAUCAGGAACCAUUUUCUCCUCUGAUAUACCAGUAACACAUACCCCUACAUUUGCAAAAGGAUCCCCGGUAUCAAACGUCAUGGAAGUAUCUACAUUUCCAAAAUCAAGUUCAAGUCCGUCAUUAACGCGUUUGACAGUUAGCACUGAUAAUGUUUUCUCAGUAUCAUCUGAAGCUUCAGAUUCCAGCUCAACCGGUUUUACAUUGUCACCAUUCUCUUCAAAAUUGACCGACGUAAGUGUUGUUUCAUUGGCAUCUACAACAUAUUCAAGUUUCACUACCAUUGCCUCCUUAGUUCCAGAAGUGAUGCGAACAACAACUGAUUUAGCCUCACAAUCGCCGAAAAUAUUGUCAAGUACUACUGAUACUAAAACAACAGAAUAUUUAAUCCAAACUUCAAACGUGGCCAACUCAACUCAAGAAAGUGGUUCAAGUACGUACGAAUUCACUGCGUCUUCACAAUUAUUUAAUUCAAGCACACUAUCUGUAGGAAUGUCACAGUCUCCAAAAGCGGUUUCAACAAAUAUUAUUAUGUCAUCGACAUUAAGGGAUAAAAUUACUGAGGUUUCUCUUUCAUCAACGCAGUUGCCAAAAGGAAGCAGCACAGAUUUUAUUUUGUCUUCUACAUUAUAUGAUAAGAAUACUAAAGUACUGGCUUCAUCAACUCAGCUGCCCAAACAACACACUACAAAUGUUCUUUUGUCAUCAACUAGUCAUGAUAAGAUCACCGAGGUCUUUAAUUUGUCAACAAAUGAGCCUGAAGCAGACACCACUGAUUUUGUUUCGUCAACAACGAUGCAGGAUAAGCUAACUAAGGUCUCUACUUCAUCAACGCAAUUCCUAGAAACAGGUUCUACUGAUCUUGUUAUGUCAUCAACAUUGCAUGAUAAAAUUACUGCGGUCUCUUUUACAUCAACGCAGUUACCAGAAACAGGACGCACAGAUCUUGUUUUGUCAUCAACGAUACGGGGAAAAUUCACUGAGAUCUCUACUUCAAACACACAGUUGCCGGAAAAAGAAACUACAGAAAUUUCCAUGUCACCAACAUCAGUUUCACUACAGCCAAUACCCGAAACAUCAGGAACCAUUUUCUCCUCUGAUAUACCAGUAACACAUACCCCUACAUUUGCAAAAGGAUCCCCGUAUCAAACUCAUGGAAGUAUCUAA